AUGGGUUGGGUAGGUGCAGUUGUGCUUAUCGCAACAAUAGGCUACUUUCUCUACCGCCACCCUCCUCGCAGCUGGGCUGAACCUCGUUCUGUAGCCUCUCCGGAACCCAACCCCGACGCGCCGAUUGCCGCUGCCACCGCAAACGAGCCUGUGCAGCGGAAGCAUGGAUCACGGGCCUCGACACCAUCAAUAGAGACAGAGGAGGAGGAUUCCCAGAGCACCCCUAAGGCUUCAGCUUCGAGUGUACCGCUCCCCGUUCUUGCGGUUCCCACAUUCAACCUGGACAACGGCGAGAGCAAGACAUGCCAACCCGCCACGACGCCAUUGAUUUCACAAACCACGAAUGGAACAGCAGAGAAAAAAUCCCCGGCAAACCAUGAUCAUGAGGCAUCACAGUUCCAACCGCCACCGCAGCUAUCCCUCGCACCCCCUCCAAAACCACAGCCAUCAUCUUUGCCUCCGAAGGCAACAACCACCGGCGCCUCUUCCCUAAUGCCUCCACCCCCAGUACCACGGCUCCGACCAGCAACUCAAGCGAACCGCCUCACCCCCACAAGCACGCUCCAACCCCCACGGAUUAGCGGCAGCCCCCUCAGCCCGCCACCAUCAGUAGCCGCCUCUAAGCGCGGUCUGGGCACACCGAGCAACGGCGCCCGUCUUAGCAACAGCACACUCGCCCCAACACAAGUAUCUCUGAAGAAGUCAUCACGUAAAGUGAUUCUCCAGCCAGGAUUCUCGCCCCUUGACUGGGCAGCGUUGGCAGCGAACCCGAAAAACAAUCUCCGCGGUGAAGGUCUUCCCCUAGGCCUGCUGCGGGUCACACCGUCAAUGCUGAAGGAGCAGCACGGGCGUAAGGGUCGUGAUGCCUGGACUUCGUACCAUGGAAAGGUGUACAACAUCUCUCCCUACGCCCCUUACCAUCCAGGUGGGAAGGGUGAGCUCCUUCGAGGCGCGGGAAAGGACUCUGCACAGCUGUUCCAGGAGAUUCAUCCGUGGGUCAAUUGGGAGGGCAUACUUGGCGAGUGUCUAAUCGGAAUCCUGGUUUCGGAACAUGACAUCCAGACUGAGGAUGCUCUGGAUGCGAUGGACUAA
This is a messenger RNA of Penicillium digitatum Pd1, 1092 nucleotides long. RefSeq names its product cytochrome b5-like heme/steroid binding domain-containing protein. The record is from RefSeq and is a predicted model, not a curated record. Lineage: Eukaryota; Fungi; Ascomycota; Eurotiomycetes; Eurotiales; Aspergillaceae. Gene Ontology annotation, molecular function: heme binding; cytochrome-b5 reductase activity, acting on NAD(P)H.